Lachnellula hyalina is the source of this 237-nucleotide messenger RNA. RefSeq names its product Cytochrome c oxidase copper chaperone (gene COX17). NCBI's taxonomy places the organism in Eukaryota, Fungi, Ascomycota, Leotiomycetes, Helotiales, Lachnaceae. Gene Ontology annotation, molecular function: copper ion binding; copper chaperone activity. The transcript has 3 exons. The record is from RefSeq and is a predicted model, not a curated record. The coding region runs from base 1 to 237 and encodes 78 amino acids. Gene Ontology annotation, cellular component: mitochondrial intermembrane space. Gene Ontology annotation, biological process: mitochondrial respiratory chain complex IV assembly.
AUGUCAUCUCCAGCUGUCUCAAUACCAACCGCCACUGGCGCAAAUAUGGCAGCGGACCUUAAACCUGCUGGUUCUGCUGCGAAAGCUGUAAAGCCAUGCUGCGUAUGCACAGACGAGAAAGCCAGCCGCGACGAAUGCAUGCUAUUCAGCAACGCAAAGGACCCCCAGAAGGACUGCGCGAGUACGAUCGAUAAAUACAAGAGUUGCAUGGCGGGCUUUGGAUUCAACUUGCCUUAG